UCCCCAUCCCCCUCCCAAGCUCGUUCCCCGACCGUGCGUGUUCGCGACCCCGACGCUCGUUAUCCACACUCUUUUGCCUCGUCAUCGUCUCUUCUCCCCCCUUUUCUUUAUAUAAGGCCUCGCCUCUCGAUAGAUUCCGUCUGCUCUGUGCCUUUCCUUGAAUACCAGCAGCAACAAUGUUUUCUCGUCUCGCUCUCGCCAUCGGUAUCCUUGGGGCAGCCGCCUCCGUUCAGGUCCAGGCUGCCGGUGCCGCCAAGUACCUGCCCCCGCUGUCGGACACCGUCAUGGCCGACCUGGCCAAGCUCGAUCCGUCGCAAUACGAAACGUUCCACCUGCAGAACGCCUCCGAUGCCCUCACAAAGCGCGGUCCUCCCAAUGGUCUCCGAGGGAUCCAGGAGAGGUGCACGACUAGCCACUGCUACGACUUCACCUUUGAUGACGGUCCUUACAACAACAUGCGUAACAUCGUUGACCACGCCACGGACAACGGCAUCAAGGUCACGUUCUUCGUCAACGUCAACAACUACGACUGCAUCUACAACCAGCAGCGUGUUUCCGACCUUCGCUAUGCCUACGGCAAGGGCAUGCAGAUCUGCAGCCACACUGCCACGCACCCUCACCUCAACGACCUGACGCACGCCCAGAUCGACCACCAGGUCCAGGGCGUUGAAGACGCGCUGUGGAAGAUUCUUGGUGUCGUCCCCGCCUGCAUUCGCCCACCCUAUGGCGAGGCCAACGACGAUGUUGUCAACUACCUCAAUGACCGCUGGGGUUACGUCGUCAUUAACUGGAACUACGACUCGGGUGACAGCACCGGCUCCACCACGGCUCAGUCCAAGGCUGUUCUCCGCACGAUCAAGUCGCCCAAGCACGCAAUUGUCCUCAUGCACGAGACCGUCGACACUACACCCAACAACCUCUUCCCCGCCGCCAUCAAGAUUGCUCAAGACAACGGCUACACGGCGGCCAACCACCAAACCGUGCCGCAGAGCCUUGGCUUCAACGGAUACAAAGUCACGGGCACCCGAGGCAGCCGAGACUCUACCUGGACGUGCAACGGCUACACACCCGGCCAAGGCUAGGUUGUCUCUCCCCUUCAACUUUUUCUUCUUCCUCUUCCUUUAUCUUUUGCUCUGGGAGCACAGAAGCUCGAGCAAAGCAACCCACACACACGGACAGUGAUGCAAUGAUCAUCUCACUCCUACCCUAUUGCCUAUUUACGUGCGAGUAAGCCUGGGUGCGUGUUGUCAGCUUGAUCCGAUGCUCGCAAGUGAUGCGAAGCUCCCCUGAGCUAUCGAUAUUGAGUGAGAGCAUCACAUUUUGCUUAAUCAGCCCCUGAUCACACCCUGCACACCAACUUUGCCGCA
This is a messenger RNA of Acaromyces ingoldii, 1367 nucleotides long. RefSeq names its product glycoside hydrolase/deacetylase. Gene Ontology annotation, molecular function: hydrolase activity, acting on carbon-nitrogen (but not peptide) bonds. NCBI's taxonomy places the organism in Eukaryota, Fungi, Basidiomycota, Exobasidiomycetes, Exobasidiales, Cryptobasidiaceae. Gene Ontology annotation, biological process: carbohydrate metabolic process. The coding region runs from base 177 to 1082 and encodes 301 amino acids. The transcript is spliced from 4 exons. The record is from RefSeq and is a predicted model, not a curated record.